CAAAAACUAACUGGUUCAGCUAUCUUUCAGAUCCAAACACUGUAAUAUAAUAUAUUAGUUGAGGUGUAUUUGUUUUUACAAAUACAUUUCUGCUGGUUGUGAGAAUUGUCAAAAUUUUUACUUGCAGUACCCAAUAACCCCACGAUUAUUUGCGGUGCUAGAAAAAUGGGUAUACUACGCCUUCGGCACCACCUUCUUCCUUUUUCGCAAACUGUCUACCUCGAAGGGAAAGCAGAUAAUAGCCAGGAAGAUGCAUCAUGUAUUCGGGUUCCAUCUGUUAUCAUCGAUGGGCCCAGCCUUGUUUAUAAUAUCUUUUCACGCCUCCUGUCAUGGUUUUCAUUGCAUAGCGCCACCCCAAUCGAUGCAUUGCCGACUUCUGAUGAAAUAAGCAAAGGGGUUAUGCUAUACCUUCUGCAACUGAAACUGCUCGGUGUGAAGAUUGAAAAGAUUUAUUUUGACGGUGCGUUGCCUGCCGAGAAGCAUGAAACUCGCGUCUUACGGCUCGAGAACUCAAGAAGGAGGCUUCAAUUAUUUUGCACUGAGACUCGACAUGGUUUCAAAAGUCCAAAGCACUACCGUGGCUACCGUGCUAUACAUUUAGAGAGCAUUUUAUGCAGCCGGCCCUUAUUGGCUAGAUACAAAAAUCUGCCCAACGACCCCUUCAUGGUUCCCACGGUGUUCGAAGAUCUCAAACUCCGUUGGAAUAAGGAGGCGAUUUGCCAGAUCGCCCGGGAUAUUUUGCCAGUCAACUCACUUGACUUGGAAGACUUUCCCUGGGCAACGAUUACGACAAUGGUGUCCGGUGAAGCCGACUCUUAUUGUGGCUCUACUGCAAAACUUACAGGCUCUGCAGUACUCACAAAUGAUUCGGAUCUUCUUCUUUAUGAUCUCGGGACCGAUGGCUCUGUUAUUUUUCUUGAUUCCAUCGAGCUCACAGCGCCAGAUCCCAGGCAAUCGACACAAUGUCAAUUAAGGGCCUCAAUGCUGCGUCCUUCCCUGGUCGCUCUCCGUUUAGGGAUACCUAAUCUGUUAUCCUUUGCCUAUGUAUUAAAGACCAAUCCUGAGCUCGGAAUUGCAGAAUUACUCCAGCGAUCAAAGAACACCCAGGAGGCGAUGGAAGCAUCGUUAAAUUAUCAGCGAUUCGCUAGAGAGUACCAAGGUGACGCCCACUCCCGCCAAGUAAUGAACAGUACGCAACAAAUUCAAUUUCUGGACACCAGAAUCUCGGAGUUAUUUUGGCAAUAUGAGCUUCCGUUCGCUUACAUGCCUUGGGACUCCCCACGCAUGUACCUUCCUAUCUUGAACGAAGAUCAUACAAGACAGUGUGCAUGGAUCCAAGGCCGCUCAUAUAGGAAUCUUGGCUAUUCUCUUCUAAACAUAUCCCGCCUGCCCAAUGAAAGGCAUACACGUGUGACUGAGUUUAUCCGUCGUGGCCAACGCAUUGUGGAGGACACAUUACUGCUUAGCAACGAAGAAUCAAUCGCAGCGUAUACAAAAAUACUCUGUGAUCGCUUAACAUCUAUACAGGUCGAAUUCGGAAUAUCUAAUAAUUCUCCCCAGUUUUGGAGGAUUUUCGCAUUAUUCGAUCUAUAUAUCUCAGGGGCCGAGUCUACGUCGCGUGGAAUACAAGGAUUGGCUCGGUUUCUCUCGCUUGGUUACAUGGGAGAGCGGCUGGAAUGGACAGAUCUCCAUCUAGCCGCGCAAGUUCAGUCAAUCCUGUAUUCUUUGCGAAUUCUAAGACAACUUAUCAGAUUUUCAGAGCUUUCUAAUGGUCUGGCUAUGAGGUUGGACUCACUCCUGGAAACCCUCCCACCAUUGCAUAUCAUGAUGGCUCCAGUUUGUUUGGAGACAAGGGAGUAUAUAUUUAGUAUCCGCAUUGAUCAAUUUUCGGAAAUUUUUAUGCAGCUCCUAGCAAGAAAUCGGUCAGAUUACAGGGGUGCAGCCGAGCAAACAAUGGAGAUAGAGCUUUCAAGGGAAGAAGAUGUCUCAGGGGACCAUGUGGGCACAAAUGUGGUGCGAUCAUAUAAACAGUCUUCAAAUAUCUAUGAACUCCUUCAGGAACAAUAAAUUGAUUUCAAAU
Aspergillus ochraceoroseus IBT 24754 is the source of this 2080-nucleotide messenger RNA. RefSeq lists its product as uncharacterized. The transcript has 2 exons. The record is from RefSeq and is a predicted model, not a curated record. The coding region runs from base 166 to 2067 and encodes 633 amino acids. Lineage: Eukaryota; Fungi; Ascomycota; Eurotiomycetes; Eurotiales; Aspergillaceae.